Cuscuta europaea is the source of this 1414-nucleotide messenger RNA. The record is from the annotation of a GenBank genome assembly. Lineage: Eukaryota; Viridiplantae; Streptophyta; Magnoliopsida; Solanales; Convolvulaceae.
CCGGAAUUUUGAGAGGCCCGAAAAAGAAUAGUACUCCGUAUUAGAAUAGAACCCAGCUCAAAUUCAUGCGCCAAACUUCCGGACUCCAAUCAAUCAACCUGCGCCCAAAAUCUCGACUGCAUUCCCUGUAUUAGGUAACAGCAGCGGCCCAAGUCCAAAAUAGAGAAACCCAAAAUAGGUCACUCAGGCCUCGGCGUCGAAAACAAAGCGCAAGAGUUUAAGACCGCAGCCCUCAGCCCUGCGUCGAGGAAAUCUGCGCAGCACUGCAGCAGACCAGCGGUCGUCGACUCCAUCUCCACAGCCACACUUCAGGGUCUCUAUAUUUCCAGGACCGGCCCUGGCAAAGAUGGCGACAGCUACGCAGCAACUGCCAAGAGUGUUGUCAACGAAAGAAGCCGACAUUCAGAUGAUGUUGGCUGCUGAUGUUCAUCUCGGCACAAAAAAUUGUGACUUUCAGAUGGAGCGUUAUGUCUUCAAACGCCGAAAUGAUGGAAUUUUCAUCAUUAACAUCAUGAAGACAUGGGAAAAGCUUCAGCUUGCAGCACGUGUCAUUGUUGCUAUUGAGAACCCUAAGGACAUCAUUGUACAAUCUGCUAGAACAUAUGGUCAGAGGGCUGUCUUGAAGUUUGCUCAGUACACUGGAGCCCAAGCUAUUGCUGGACGUCACACUCCUGGAACUUUCACCAACCAGAUGCAAACCUCAUUCAGUGAACCCCGCCUUCUCAUCCUCACUGAUCCGAGAACUGAUCACCAGCCCAUCAAGGAAGCAGCCCUUGGGAACAUUCCCACUAUUGCUUUUUGUGACACUGAUUCACCCAUGCGCUAUGUUGAUAUUGGAAUCCCUGCGAACAAUAAGGGAAAACACAGCAUUGGUGUUCUGUUCUGGCUCUUGGCAAGGAUGGUGCAGCAGAUGCGUGGUGCUAUUGCUCCAGGCCACAAGUGGGAUAUCAUGGUGGAUCUCUUCUUCUACAGGGAGCCAGAGGAGUCUAAGGAACAAGAGGAGGAAGAAGUUGCUGCUAUCCAAGAUUAUCCAGAAUAUAGUAAUACUGCAAUUGGUGUUGACUGGAGUUCUAGCCAGAUCACAGAGGGCCAAUGGAAUCCAGACGCAGUUGCUGCUCCUGCUGGUGAUGGUUGGGCUGCGGAUGCUGCUCCUGCUCAAAUCGAUGGAGGAUGGGAUGCUGCCGCCCCACCGCCGGAGCCGGUACAAACUGUGGUUCCAGAUAUUGCACCAUCUGGGUGGGACUAAAAAUCUACCUCUGUUUCUUCAUAAAGAAUGCUAGAUUAUCUCCCGCUCGUUUCAUGAAUUUAUAUGAUCUAUUAUUUACGAUGUCGUAGUAGUUUUUAUUCAUGCAAAGAAUUUUGUGUUUGCUUUUCAGAUUAUCUCUUAAAUCCCGAUUUUUGUUUGGUCUUGUUU